AUGAUCGAGCAAAAGCACCCCUCCGACAACAACAUCCUCAACUCUUACAACGUCGCUCAGCUCCAGUACGCCUUCCCCUCAGACGUGGACAUUGACUAUUCUGCACGCCGCAUGUCCACUUCCACCGCAUCGGCAGCAGACACAGACAGCAGCAUUACAUCCCGUGGCGAGAAACGUCCCUUGUCUCCCUCCAGCUCUCCCCAGCCCAGGCGAUCUCGUCCUACCGACGCUUGGAACUUUCCGUCCCAUCUCGAGAAUAAACCGUCGCUCGACACCGCCCUUGACAGCUCAAAGGUACAGUUGCCUUCCAUCUUUACGACAUUCGAGGACCCAUUCCGUCACGAACUACGCCGCGCCUCCUUGCCAAGCCUCCAUUCGGACCCCUCAAAUACUCGCCACAGACCUUAUCCCCCCUCCAGUCUCCGCAGAUCUCACAACCAAUCUGGUCUUGCCUCCUACCAGUUUCCUUCUUCAGAUACCCCAGACACUUCUGCUGACAGAGGCUCUCAUCGUCCAAAGCUCACCGCUGACACUCACCUCCACCUCCCAAACUCUUUCCCUGACCACUCUCCCUACCCCGCUACAGCCCUUUCCUCAGAUACCACUCCCUCCAGCUCCAAUCUCACGUCCUCCUCCUACACCUCUCCCCUCACACCCGACGUCCGUCCACACCCCGUAUCUGUAGCUUACAACGAUCAAGACGCCUGGAGCGCCUCUCCUUCUGGUAUCAUUCGUCCAAGUUCCACACCCGGUCAAUUGUCUACCGGUCCUGCCACAAAAUACGACGAUAAUAUUCGUCACUCUUCAUUCAGCGUUUCUCAGCAACAGAUGUUUGGCAGUGCAACUCGCAUCUCCGGUCAACAAGAUCGCAGAGGCUAUCAGGGUUCUUCUAUGAAAUCAGACGACUGGAAUUUCUCAUCUCAGGACUAUGUCUUGCCCCCCAGCAAUUCUUCCUAUCCUGUUUCUUCAAGUCCCCUCUCCACCUCUCAUAUCCCCGCAUCUACACCGUCCGCAUCCACUCGCUCACCUCAAGCUCCCAGCUCCACACUCGUAGAGCGCCCCACUCGCAAGCGUGGCAAGUUGCCCAAGGAGACCACGGACUACCUCAAGGCUUGGCUGCAUCGCCAUUCAGAUCAUCCGUAUCCAAGCGAAGAAGAGAAAAAACAGCUGUGCCAUGCGACUGGGCUGAGCAUGAGCCAGGUAUCGAACUGGAUGAUCAAUGCUCGCCGAAGAAUUUUGGCUCCGGCGCACAGGGCUGCGUCUGGUCCCACGACCUCUGCUCCAUAUCCGCCUUCUGCUCGUGCAGGUCCCGUUCCGAGCAUGCUUGACCCCAUCGCGCGCCGCGCUUCAAUACCCACUGACAGUCUGCAACUUUACCAUCCCAUGUCCCUGCAAUCCAUCCCCUCUUCUCAGGGCCAUCAUCACUCUUCAAGUGACUUUGGUUCUACUCGCCAUCUGCUAGGUAUCCCCUCAACUCGCUCUUCACAGCAUUACGGCGGCGGUGGCGGCAUCAGUUCAUCCGGCGGCCUGGAUUACUCCCAAAGUAGGCUCGGAAUGUCCUAUGUUCCAGGGCAAGGCCAUCAUUCCGGAAGCACGGCACAGUCUACCCAGUAUCUCUCUUCCGGAGUUCCGAUGUCUGCCCCACCAUCCCUUUCGUCGAAUCCAUUUGCAUCGCAUAAUAUACAUGGUCAACAGCAUCAGCAGCAUCAUCAGCCAUCAUUGUAUUCUUCUCAGCAUCAUCACUCGUCGAUGUCCUCCAAUUUCCUUCCGAGCCCGUCGCAAGGUACCUCACGUCUGCCUAGUCACUCGACUGAAUCGCAGUCGCACAGUUAUUACAGUGAGGGACAAUCGCAUCCCCCAUCGUCCACUUCGUACUCAAACCCGCAGUGAAUCCGCUCUUUAUCUUUCCAUAUCGACCACGGAUGGUAUUGUUAACUCCGCAACAUCUGAUCCGUGUGUAACAUUAUUAGUAUCAUACCUACCUAAACUCUCUCUCUCUCUCCCAGUCGCUGUUGUACCUUGUUGGACUUUUUUUUGCAUCUGCAUUCUUCUUGGGACUGUUUUCUCUCCUUGGCCUCGUUGCUUGUUCAAAAAAAAUUGAUGCUCCCGUUUCGUCGACCAGGACUUUCCUCAUCGCCGGGCUUCGGCAACACUUUUCUGCAGUUUCUCCCAUAGCUCCUAUGUUGCACAUGCAUCAACGGAGCACAGGUACAUAAUGCUCCCCGCAUGUGCACCACGAAGCCUGGAAUUUCGGAUCUUCCUAGGUGGGGAGCUUCUAUAUAUCGCACCUUUGUUGCUUCCAUGCAUCUCGCACUUCCUUUCCAAUUUUAUUCUUUUCUUAGAUCCCAAAAAUGAUACUUUCCUUUUACAUAUCUCUUUUGGUCAUCUAAUUAGAGAAACUCGACAUCACCUCCAUCACGACUUUUUUUUAUCUAUUGUUCUUUCUUUUUCUUUCUUUCUUGCACUCGUUUCUUGGGGCUAGCUAUCGCUGUUUUGUAAUUUACUAUCACCGAUGUCUUGUUGCAGAUGCCACUCGUAUGCUUUAUAACUUAUACUACUACUACAUCACCUUAAUAGACCGUCUUGCUUUGCACACUUU
This is a messenger RNA of Serpula lacrymans var. lacrymans S7.9, 2599 nucleotides long. RefSeq lists its product as uncharacterized. The record is from RefSeq and is a predicted model, not a curated record. The coding region runs from base 1 to 1890 and encodes 629 amino acids. Gene Ontology annotation, molecular function: DNA-binding transcription factor activity, RNA polymerase II-specific; RNA polymerase II cis-regulatory region sequence-specific DNA binding. NCBI's taxonomy places the organism in Eukaryota, Fungi, Basidiomycota, Agaricomycetes, Boletales, Serpulaceae. Gene Ontology annotation, biological process: regulation of transcription by RNA polymerase II. The transcript is spliced from 3 exons.